CCCCGGCCUCCCAGUUUCCCGGUCUUGGUCUCGGUCUCGGUUCCCGCAGAACCGCAGCGUCGACCCUCCCUUGGCCCAUCCCCGCCAUACCUCCGCACUACUAACGCACACCAACAAUGGCCGACAACACGCUCGACUCGCUCGUCAAGGGCGCGCCGAUCACGCUGCCGGGCCAAGACCUGCCCAAAGCCGCGGGCGGCACGACCCCAAUCUCGUCCUCGUCCUCGUCCUCACCGCCGAAUAAUAACCAGGGCAGCGGCAAGCCCGGCGAUCCGCUCUCCCACACGCCGAGCUCGCCCUCGAUGAUCUACCUCAACCUGCUAAUCCUCGAGGCGUCGCUGCGCGCGCAGUACCUCGAGCUCCGCGCCCGCCGCCGCCACCACACCUUCUUCCUGUCGCUGCUCACGCUGUGGACGGCCUUCUUCGGCUACGCGCUGUUCUUCGCGCCGCGCGAGGACGGCCGCGGCGUCGGCGGCAGCGUGUACUGGGUCGUCGAGACGACGGAGCACAUGUGUUUCUUGGGCGGCGUCAUGACGGCCCUGCUGGUGUGGGCGACGGGCAUCUGGGAGCGGGGCGUGCGCUGGCCGCGGCGGUGGUUCACCGUCUCGAACCGGGGCCUGCGCGGGUUCAACUGCAAACUGGUGGUCAUGAAGCAGCCGUGGUGGAAGGAGGCGCUGAGCACGGCCGGCUGGUUCCUCACCUAUGGCCUGUUCUCCAACAACGGGAGCUCCUACCGCUGGGUCGAUCCUGCGCUGGUCAGGGAGGUCGAUCGGGAGUUGAAUCUGUCACGGGAGAGCCAUCCGACGGUGCAUGUCACGCAUUGGGAUGAGGAGAAGGGUGGGCAUGAGGAGGAUCUGGCACCUGGUGGGGACUACGUCAAGCUCUUGCUGCUGGCGAAGCCGUUCUCGCCCACGUUCAGGGAGAACUGGGAGCUGUACAGGGCCGAGUACUGGGAGAAGGAGAACGAGCGGCGCGCACUGCUGCGGGUGAAGCUGAAAGAACGAGACCGGAAGCUGCGCAAGCAGUCUGGCGGCUGGCUCUGGUGGCUUCCAUGGCGGAGAGCGGUACCAGUGGUCGAGAAGCCCUCAGCCGCUAAUAACAAUAAUAACGAAAAGGUAGUCCACCAUCCGCGGCAUGCGGCGGUGGUGGGCGAGCACAGGCGGACGAGGAGCGGCAGCACCGCCACCGUUAGGAGAGGCAGCAUGUCUGGCAGCACCAAGUCGAGGAGCACGACGCCGACGCUUGAAGCGGAAGAGCAUCCCGGCAUCGCACGCAAGGAGAGCACGUCGUCGAGCGCAUCCGAGAAGAAGCGCAAAAAGCUCACGCCUAGCGCCAAGACCCGUCCUAGGGUUGAGUCCCGGUCUGUCACUCCCGAGAUCCCGUCGCCGCUGGCGAGGGAGAGCAGUAUUGGGCUGUCGGCAGAUGCCAAAAGCCCAUAGUGGGUUGAUGCCAGAGUUCAUUGUAUGGUAAAGACGUAGCAGUCACAAUGUCGUAGAUGCCCUAGCCAUGUGGAAUAGUGAUACCUCUUCUGCAAAACCAUGAAGCAGGCAGUGUUGUUGCUCAAA
Messenger RNA from Chaetomium strumarium, 1565 nucleotides. RefSeq names its product Spo7-like protein-domain-containing protein. Gene Ontology annotation, biological process: nuclear envelope organization. Bases 117 to 1439 code for a protein of 440 amino acids. Gene Ontology annotation, molecular function: protein phosphatase regulator activity; phosphoprotein phosphatase activity. Gene Ontology annotation, cellular component: membrane; Nem1-Spo7 phosphatase complex. NCBI's taxonomy places the organism in Eukaryota, Fungi, Ascomycota, Sordariomycetes, Sordariales, Chaetomiaceae. The transcript has a single exon. The record is from RefSeq and is a predicted model, not a curated record.